Molecule: messenger RNA, 1614 nt
Organism: Helianthus annuus (common sunflower)
Lineage: Eukaryota; Viridiplantae; Streptophyta; Magnoliopsida; Asterales; Asteraceae
Exons: 3
Coding region: 561-1421 (286 amino acids)
Source: RefSeq, a predicted model, not a curated record
UCACCUUUUAUAUGUACUAGCACUCCACAAUUAUUCUCAGCUAACCCUAAUUUCUCGCACUUUCAAAUCAUGUUCUUCAAUUCCGAUCAUCGAAUCUGGAUCCUCAAAUUCAUGUAAUCUCCAUCAUUUGCCCCAUUGAAUUCACACAAAUCCGAUACAAUUAACGAUCGAAUCGUUCUGUUAGGGUUCGGUUGUUGAUUUCGUUAAAUUAGGCUUUCAAUCGCAUCGAACAAUGCCUUCGGUGCUCUCGAUCGAAUUUGUUAAUAUUAUUCCUCCUUUAGCUACCGUUUUUUAUGUCGGUCGUUCGUAUUCUCAUCGUCUGAAACGUCAUCUUGAGAAAGGUGAUCGUCGUGGUAAUCUUAGUUAACAAUCGGUUUAAUAUUCUGUAUUUUUAAGCUCCCUAAUUAGUAUCUAUAAUAGUUAAUUCGGAUUAUCUGGUUCUAUAUCUGUUAAUUUUUAUCAUCGUUUUCAUCAUCAUCGCGUUAAGAAAUAGGAGAUUUGAAGUUUGGUCAACGCAGAUCUGAUUCUAAUCUUGCUGGAAAAGCUCUUGAUUAAUACCAAUGGAUGUUUGCUCUGAAAUUGGAUUGUCAGCCACUGAUAAGAAUAAUGAUCAUAACCGGUCAUGCAUGAAUGGUACGAAUACAUUUGAAUCUACUCUUGGAGUUCUAAAAGCUCGUUCCGUAGAUGAACUCAGUGCUGAUGUGACCGAGCUUCUUAACAUUCAAGAUACUAAAGAAGAUGAUUUGACCUCCUCAACAUCCCAUAAAAAUUCUGAGUUUGAGGAAAAGGAUUCGUGUGAUGAGUUUCUUUUGAACAAAACAACGAUUCAAACCCCUGAAAAGUGCCUUCACAAACAUGCUACAUUUCCGUCUUCAAGUAAAACCUUAUCUCUUCAAGAUGGCAUCGCAAGUGAGCUAUCAACACAUGGUGACAACAUUAAAUUUAAUGCUCCAUCUGGCUUACGUUCCCUAUCUUUGCCUACCCAUCUGAAGCCUAUAUCAGCAAUGAAAGGCAGCCGUGAGAAACAUGGAGUUGCUCCACCCGUAAAGUUAACCGUGAAGUGGGCCCCAGACGUGUACGAUCCAAUUCCUACUUCAGUGUCACAUGUCGUAACAAACAACAGGUCGUCUUCAAAGCACAGCAAGAAGAAUUCAAAGAACAAGCAAAAGCACGGGAGCAAAUCAUCACGUGGAAGCAAAAGUAAAGACAAAAAGCAAGUUAGAAAACGCGGUGGAAGCUCUUCUUCAGGCGUGGGCUAUAAGUUGGAACAUGAAGAACAGCUGGUUGAUUUUCUUGAACCCGAGCCUCAGUCAGGUAGCAUUGAUUAUCAUGUUGGGAAUCCGGACCGGUUAUGUGGAAGUAGCUUUAUGAAGAGGUAUGGAGCGAGUUUACAUCUGUCGUCGGUUGCUGAAGCUACCUAGCUUUUCGGGUCGUUACAACGGUUUGUGUUACUUGUUUGUAAAUAAAUAAUAAGGUUGCAGUUUUGUUGGUUAGUGUUAAAACUCAAAAAUCUUGGUAUGAGUUUGGUUACUUUGGUAUGUGUAGAUAUUGUGUCUGAUGUUCUACAUGCUUCUUUUGCUGAAAUGGAAUGCUUUAUAAGUGUGGUUGAUUCGA